This is a messenger RNA of Rhagoletis pomonella (apple maggot), 335 nucleotides long. RefSeq names its product membralin-like. Gene Ontology annotation, cellular component: endoplasmic reticulum. Gene Ontology annotation, biological process: response to endoplasmic reticulum stress; positive regulation of ERAD pathway. The record is from RefSeq and is a predicted model, not a curated record. NCBI's taxonomy places the organism in Eukaryota, Metazoa, Arthropoda, Insecta, Diptera, Tephritidae. The coding region runs from base 18 to 320 and encodes 100 amino acids. The transcript is spliced from 3 exons.
AGACCUUCUCUAUUUCGAUGCUUUUACGAUUUUCACAUCACCAAAUUUUCGUUUUUAUUGUUGAUCUCUUGCAAAUGCUGGAAUUCAAUGUUACUGCACGUUUUCCAAUAGCCCCGCUACUUACAGUAAUUCUAGCCUUAGUUGGUAUGGAAUCAAUUAUGUCUGAGUUUUUCAACGACACAACAACUGCGUUCUAUAUAAUUUUGAUUGUUUGGAUGGCGGAUCAGUACGAUGCGAUUUGUUGUCAUACGAGUAUAACGAAAAGACAUUGGUUAAGGUAUGUAAAUUUCCACACUUUAUAUGUAUAUCCAUCCAUAUAGAAAUGUAGUGAACUA